Bombina bombina (fire-bellied toad) is the source of this 2161-nucleotide messenger RNA. It is a transcript of the gene BSG, whose product is annotated as basigin (Ok blood group). Lineage: Eukaryota; Metazoa; Chordata; Amphibia; Anura; Bombinatoridae. Gene Ontology annotation, molecular function: cell adhesion molecule binding. The record is from RefSeq and is a predicted model, not a curated record. The transcript is spliced from 9 exons. Gene Ontology annotation, biological process: cell-cell adhesion. Bases 106 to 1254 code for a protein of 382 amino acids. Gene Ontology annotation, cellular component: cell-cell junction.
AGUGUUUAGCGUUGAUAACCAGCUGAUUCCGUGGCUGUCGACCAGUUCUCAGUGUGAAGAGUGUGUAGUGUUGAUCGUGUGACAUUGAAACAAACAGGCCGCAGGAUGAUGAAGCUCGGCCUGUUUGUCGUGCUGUUGGCUAUAUGUGGGAAAGAUGCGACUGGAUCAGCUGGCUUCAUUAAGUCUCCACUGUCAGAAGUCAGACUGACAGGAGGUGGGGUGCAACUACACUGUGAGGCCAUUGGCCGCCCCAUGCCAGAGAUCCAGUGGUGGUAUGAGGCCGAUGACAACGAAAGCUUCUCUCAGCUAUGGGAUGGUGCUCGUGGUAAUCGUGUGCAAAUAAAUGCCACUUAUGUCUUCCAUGCCACCAGUGCAAUCUACCUCUAUGACCUGAAACCAGGGGACUCUGGUACCUAUGAGUGCCGCGCAAGCAAUGACCCUGACCGCAACCACCUGACUAAGAGCCCACGCAUCAAGUGGAUCCGCUCACAAGCCAACCUGAUAGUCAUGGACCAACCAGAGAUAACUACUCUUAUAGAUGACGUGAAAGGCAGCACAAUCUUGUCGUGCAAUCUGACGGACCCCAGCAUUGUGAUAUCCGGUCACAAGUGGCUAAAGGGAGACAAAGUACUGAAGGAGGACGCUGAAACCUCUCAAGUUACUACUUACAAUGUUUCAGAAGUGCAUGGAGACCACUCAGGACAAUAUACCUGUGAGUUUCAAACAACCCCUAUCUUGAGCGAGAUCGUCAAUGUGACAGUUUCUCCCCAUGUUGUGGCAUAUAAGAAGUCUGAGCAUGGGAAUGAAGGAGACACUGGCGUACUCACAUGCAAGUGCAAUUCUUACCCACCUGUGGAACAGUGGAUGUGGUACAAGUUGUCUGAAGAUGGACCCAUGCCCAUUGUGAAUGGAAGCGAUGAUCGUUUCAUCAUUAAGUCCAGCGGCAACAAGACUGAGCUUCGGAUCAGCCAUCUGGAUAUUGAGAAGGACCAGGGAGAUUACAGGUGCAAUGGUUCCAAUUCAGAGGGCAUUGAUGGAGCUGAAAUUUCUCUCCGUGUGCGCAGUCGCUUGGCAGCUCUCUGGCCAUUCCUGGGGAUUGUAGCUGAAGUCAUAAUACUGGUCACAAUUAUCUUCAUCUAUGAGAAAAGGAGAAAGCCAGAUGAAGUGCCAGAGGAUGAAGAUGGUGGAUCUGCCCCCUUGAAAAGUAAUGCUGGAUCAAAUCAUGACAAUGUGAGACAGAGGAAUUCCAGUUGAGAUGACUUGAAUGCAGAUUGAUGAGGAUCCAUUUUGUUCCUACAGUUUUAGAACCUUGCUUCCCUCGCAUUACAGGAUCCAUUACAUUUGGACCAGAUUCAUCCACACUUUACCCUGUUUUGUAUCUACACUAGAAAUGCCUGGCCUCUCCAGGGCCAACAUCUGCUACAUAGUUUUGUUUUUCCAAGAGCUAUUUGAGAUCAGAGGACUUGUUCCACAAGAAUUGAUAAACUAAAACUGCUGACGACCCUAUAGAACAUAUCUAAAGGGCCACUUUUCUUUUUUUAUGUUUAUUGAAAUGUUUGUUUUUUGCACUCUUAUUUAGCUUUUACUUAGAGAAUUGUUCUUCUGCUUGAGACUACAACCUGAAUGUUUUUCACUUCUCUCUACAGACAUAAUUCCAUGCAUCUGUGCUUUGCUGUAUUUUUGUGUAGUUGAGAUGCACCUAUGGCCCCUUUGUGCUGUGGUUAGCAUUUACCUACAGGUUUCCUUUCACCAGCCUCUGUCAUGCUUCACUGCUGUCUGCCUUGUACUGUGUUCUUUCCAUACCUACCCACAAACUUUACCUUUACGCCACUAAUGUGUUCUGUGAAAGACCCUAUUCUGCCUGAGAUCUACUGGAUCACCACUGAUCCCCAGACAUUGCUUACUUUAUUGCAAGUGUUUUAAUUAUGUGCAGGUUAUUUAAUUUGUUUUUCUGUUUAAAUUUUUUUUUUUCUCCUUUAUCGGUCCUGGAGAAUAAUGGUUGUGUAAUUAUUUUUUUCCAGUUUUUCUUGGAAUAUAUGAAUUGUGAGACUUUUACAUUUGGGAUAUUCUACAUUCACACUUUGUCCAGUUUGUGCCUGGGCUUUUUGAAAGUUGACUGAAUUGUUACUUUGAAGAACCAAUAAAAGCUUUCCCCUUUUUU